GCACACAGAACUGAAAAGCACGCAAGUAGCAGAAACUUACGUAGAUGGAACUCCAACGCUAGGAAAGCGAAGUACCUCCUGAAAUUGCUUGAGGGCCGUUUGAUUUCGAUCAAGAAGGAAGCGUAAAAGAGAAUAUCAUAGCAGUGGAGGUCUUCAUUUGGUUGCAGCAGACGUAUUGGGCGCGCGAAAGAUCCUAAAUACGAGAAUCUCGGACCAGGCAAAGAGUAGAGAACGGCGCUGGAGUGUUUUGACUGAUACUUUUACCGUACGGUGACAGCCAUUUGGUUGGGGAAAUGGAUGAGAUUUGAGGGGAGACGUUUAGGAAGAGAUUUGGGUUUUUGGAUGGGGUCGGAUUCUGGCCUGAGGAAAAAGCGGAUUGCUGGAGUUAUUUUCGGAGAAAAGAAAGGGGAGGAGCCUUUUCCUUUAUCGUGAGGGUCGGGAAACAGAGGUAGUAAGGAUCUAUUUUGGGGUUUCUUUCAUAAAAGAAAACACAAGUGAAGUGUCAGUAGGUGAGAACAAGUCAGAAAACCAAGCAAACCGGAAGAAAAUCUCGAAACGGGAACGUUUACAUUUGGGGACUUCAUUUAGGUACUCUUCAUUUAAAUUUUCUGUAAAUGAAGAUUACUUUGUGAUUAAUACUACUUGAAGAACGGCAAUUGGGAUCAUGGUAUUUGAUUUGUUUCAUUGAAUAUCUUGGAUAUUAUACUGUCUUAUUUGUGAGAUUCUGUUUGUUAGUAGAUAUGAAAUGAGUUAGCAUCUGUUAAGUAAUGUAUAUGACGAAACUUGUUUCGCCGUUGUAUAUUUAUUAUUUUUCUUUCUCUCAUUAGUUUUCAUCUUUUUUAUUCUCUCAUGGUUCAGUUUACUGCUUAAUUCUGGGAAUAUUACUUUGCUGAUGAAGGAAAUUAGUUUUUAUUACAAAUUUUGAUGGUAUAACAGUUCUAAGACUGGGAGUAUCAAGAUGACUCAAAAACGAACUUGCAUAAUACAUUCUGUCAGAAUAGGAUUUACAGAGAGAUAGGGAUGUUAAUUCACUACUGCUUAUGAUGAUUAAUUCUGUCUCAACCACAAAAUUGAGAAAAAAAUAUGUUUUACUGUUUUUGUGGGUAAUCCUUUGAUAACAAAAUAUAUGGUGUUUGUUGCUACCUUUUGUCAUAAGGUUUCUGGAAAUGUUUUCUUUGCAAAUAGAUGAAAUUAAGAUUCAUUGAAAGAUCAUGAUAAACUGAUUAAUUUCUUGGUUUCUGUUUUCCCUCUUUCAGGGUCAGUUACUUUUCCUUUAGUAUGAGUUAUGUAGUUCUAAUAUGGUUUCUUUCCUGUUUUUACUCUCUGCAUUGAUACAUGUUUUCGGUUUUAUUAGAUCCAAUAUACCUUGUAUGUUUGGAAUGGAUGUGGGUAUUCAAAUCGUGUAUCCUUCUGCAUAUAUUUCUAAGUAUUAGUUAAUUUAAUACUUACUCUUUUAAUUCUUUGAAUAGCAUGUUUUUGGACAUAAUAGAAGUUUUAAGCCAUUUCUCAUCUAGCCUAUGCUAUCGAAUGGGUGUCUUGCUCCUUCCUGUUCGAUACUACUUUCUUUUACCUCAUUUUCUCUUGGUCAGCCCAGUCUAUGCUUGGGUGACUGAUCCCAUCCUGAAAAGGUCAGUGGUGACUACAUCUUUUGAGAUUUUGGAAGCCUUGCAUCACCCUGACGUGACAGCUAGGAAUGGAAUGGAAAAAGAACCAAAUAGGAUAUAAAGGACAGUUUAGAUUUCAAAAAGUCUCCUCUUUUUGUUGUAUGGUUAAUUCUUUUUGCCAAAUGCCAUGGACCUUUCAUCUCAUAGAUAUGUUGUUCUAUACCAAGAUAUAACUCAAAUCAUAUUAGUGUUUCACUCUUCAAGUUAUAUGAAUGUUCCAUUCUUUCUCAGUAUGAUGUUUCUACAUUUUCACCCUGAUGAGUGUAUUUCAAUUUAGUAUGUAUUCUAUAGAGUUACAGAUGGACAGUGAAGCGAGUCAACAACCAAAGCAGGAGCGUUCUAGAACAAGGUGGACAGCAUCCCUUGAUAAGAUAUUUGCGGACUUGGUUGUCAAGCAGAUUCAACUGGGUAACAGGCCAAACAAUGUUUUUGACAAGAAAACCUGGAAUCAUAUCCGUGAUGAAUUUAACAGACAAACAGAUCUUAAGUUCAAUAACAAUCAACUAAGAAAACAUCUGGAUGUUCUAAGGCAACGUUUCAAUAUUCUGAAGUCAGCCCAUGACCAAAGUGAUUUUGCCAUUGAGGAUUCCUGUUGCAUUGGCUUUGACCUAUGGGAAGAUAUUGGUAUGCAGCCAAGGCCUGAGACAGUGAAAAUCAAGGACUGUCCCAUUUAUGAUCAGCUGUGUGCAAUAUUUGCUGAUACAUCAGCUGAUGGGAAAUAUGCUCAGUCAAGUCAUUUCGAGGGAUUAGACAAAUCUGUUGGAAAUCAUACGUCCGGCAUAGGUCCAUGUUCUGAUGGUCUAACUGCAGUUCUUGAGGACUCAUCAUCAAAAAUAGGGCAAACAACCACAGCAUUGUCUGAGAAGUUGACUAAGAAUAUGGCUGACAAAAAGAGGAAGCGGCCAUGUGAGACGCACUCCUCAAUGGGACAAAGUAGAAUGGAGCAAGAAACAGUAGAAGCGAUGGCAGAAGCCUUAUUUGAAAUGGUGGCUGCCUUGAAAUCAAGAGCAGUUGGGAUCAGACAGAUUGAUGAUAGAUUUAGUAUAAGUAAUUGCAUUAAAGCACUGGAUGAGAUAGAAUACGUAGAGGAAGAGCUCUAUUUUGCAGCAUUAGACCUUUUUGAGGACCCUAACUUAAGGGAGACAUUCAUCUCUUUGAAAGGGGACAAGUUAAGGCUGGCAUGGUUACAAGGAAAGUGUAGUAAAUCAAUUUAGCAAAUAUAAAUUGACUUGCUAUCUUAUUGAAUGGUCCUACCACAGUUUGGAGAGA
Molecule: messenger RNA, 2933 nt
Organism: Carica papaya (papaya)
Lineage: Eukaryota; Viridiplantae; Streptophyta; Magnoliopsida; Brassicales; Caricaceae
Product: L10-interacting MYB domain-containing protein-like
Source: RefSeq, a predicted model, not a curated record